AUGAGCCGGCUGGUUGAUUUUAUUGAAGACAAAGAUUCAAAAAACGAUGCCAGCAUUCAGAUUCUCGAUGGUCCUUCAAAUGUUGAGAUUAUCGCCCUGUCGGAAUCAAUAGAUCAAGAUGAGUGUGAAAAACUGUAUGAAAGCUCUGCGGACAUGAUUCCAUCAUCACCGCAAGGAAGAUCCCGUGUUUCGAACAAUGUUGAAAUUAUUGACCUAAACAAAUCUAUUGAACUUUCGGCACCGUUCUUCCAAGAUAUCAGUACAGGAAAACUAGAUGAUUAUUCCACAACAGUAAAUUCCAGCACAGCUUCGACUCUGAGAAAUGGAAAUGAUGCAAUAGGGAACGCAAAGAAGCUUUUAGAUGAUCUUAUAAGUGACGAAUGGUCAGCUGAUAUUGAGUCAAGUGGAAAGAAGCAAAACGAACACCAAUAUAAUUUGAAGAACAUUGCAGAGAAAUGGGGAGUACAGUCUUUUAAAAAUCCAGAGCCUAUUGCCACCGACCGCGAAUAUAAAGCAAAAAAAAUCGAAGAAACUAAUAAUGACAUUAAUGGUAGUCCGAAAUCACAGGUAGGGGCAGCAGAUAUACUGUUCGAUUUUCCGCUGUCUCCAGUAAAAUAUGAGGAUCCAACUGAAAAAAAGCACACUUCGGUCGCUAACCACAAUUCUUCACUAGAUGAUAGCCUGGCACCCGUAGCAAAACGAAGUUAUGAUGAAGUUCUGAAAGUCGUGACAAAAGGAACACACGAGGAAGCUGAGGACGAGCAAGGGCAUCUUCCGAAUAAAAAGAAGAGAACCAUAGCGUUAUCAAGAACGCUAAUUAACAGCAUUAAACCACCUGAUACGGUAGAACUAAAUCUUUCUAGAUUUCUUGACUCCUCAGAUAGUAUUACUACUGAUGUUCUUUCAACCCCUUCCAAGGAUGCUAACAUAGUAAGGACAGGUAGUCAGCCAAUUUUUGGACACCCUAAUCGUUGUCAGGAAGCAAGACGCUCGAAGACGUUCACAGCUGAGGAUAGCCAAUGUACUAAAAAUACUGCCAGAGAGGUAUCACAACUAGAAAGUUAUAUUGCUUAUGGGCAGUAUUAUACAAGAGAAGAGUCAAGAAACAAAAUACGACAUUUAUUAAAAGAGAACAAAAAUGCUUUCAAGCGAGUUAACCAAAUAUAUCGAGAUAAUAUAAAAGCGCGCUCCCAAAUAAUUGUAGAGUUUUCACCGAGUCUUCUCCAGUUAUUUCAAAAGGGAAUGAGUGAUUUACAACAACAGUUGGCACCAGCAGUUGUGCAAUCAAGCUAUAACGACUCUAUGCCGCUUUUAAGAUUUCUUCGAAAAUGUGACAGUAUUUACGAUUUCAAUAACGAUUUCUAUUACCCCUGUGAUCCAAAAAUUGUUGAAGAAAACAUUUCGAUUCUAUAUUAUGAUGCACAAGAGUUUUUCGAGGAAUAUACUUCACAAAAGAAGAAAUUAUAUAGGAAGAUACGAUUUUUUUCGAAGAACGGAAAACAUGUGAUUCUUAUACUAAGCGAUUUGAAUAAACUCAAAAGAGCUAUUUUCCAGUUAGAAAAUGAGAAGUACAAAGCUAGGGUAGAACAACGAUUGUCAGGAACGGAAGAAGCCUUAAGACCCAGAAGUAAAAAAUCCAGCCAGGUUGGAAAAUUAGGGAUAAAAAAAUUUGAUUUAGAGCAACGACUACGCUUUAUUGAUAGAGAAUGGCAUGUCAAAGUACACACUGUAAAUUCGCAUAUGGAGUUUAUUAAUUCUCUCCCAAAUUUAGUGUCAUUAAUUGGAAAGCAGCGCAUGGAUCCUGCAAUCAGAUAUAUGAAAUAUGCUCAUUUGAAUGUAAAAUCAGCUCAGGAUAGUACAGAAACGUUGAAGAAAACCUUUCAUCAGAUAGGGAGAAUGCCUGAAAUGAAAGCGAAUAAUGUCGUGAGUAUAUACCCCAGUUUUCAAUCACUGUUUGAAGAUAUUCAAAAGGGAAGACUACAGUCUGACAAUGAAGGUAAGUACUUGAUGACUGAAACAGUAGAAAAAAGACUGUACAAACUAUUUACUAGUACUGAUCCUAAUGAUGCUAUUGAAUGA
Molecule: messenger RNA, 2079 nt
Organism: Saccharomyces paradoxus
Lineage: Eukaryota; Fungi; Ascomycota; Saccharomycetes; Saccharomycetales; Saccharomycetaceae
Gene: MMS4
Product: Mms4p
Exons: 1
Coding region: 1-2079 (692 amino acids)
Biological process (GO): resolution of meiotic recombination intermediates; mitotic intra-S DNA damage checkpoint signaling; replication fork processing
Cellular component (GO): nucleus; Holliday junction resolvase complex
Molecular function (GO): DNA binding; nuclease activity
Source: RefSeq, a predicted model, not a curated record